GGUGGCACAAGGAGGGCACCUACUGAGAUAGCCCGAUGCCAGUGCCAGUCUAGGGUGGCAGCAGACAUGCAGCCCCUCGACCUGCCUAGGAGUACACACCUGGAGAGCCUGGUCUUUGCAGCCCUGCCCAGUCUGCUGCUAGUACUCCUGGGUCUGCUAGAGGCAGCUAGCGGUUGUCCCACUGUGUGCAUCUGUAACAGCAACGGCACAGACUGUACAGGCCUGGCUCUGCUCUCCCUAACCACCAUCCUGCCCCUGCUGCCCCAGGACACCCGCACCCUCCGCCUGUCCCACAACAACCUCUCCUCCCUGGGCGACGGGGCCCUGUCCAACCUCAGCGCUCUGGAGCUCCUGGACCUUUCUGACAACCACCUCUCCAGCCUGCAACCAGGGUCUUUCUCCGGCCUCAGCGGCCUGCAGUGGCUCAACCUCUCAGGGAACUACCUGGGUGACUGCCCCCUACUUACCCCUACAGUCCCCAGUAACCAUACGGAGGUUACCCAGUGUAACGGUAGUCGCUGGGGGUUGAGCCGAGAGCUGUUCCAGGGUCUUUGGAUACUGAAAGGGCUGGAUUUGUCCCUGAACGGCCUGGUAGUUUUUCCCAAUGGGCUGCUGGACGGGCUCCAGGGCCUGGCCUGGCUGUCUCUGACUGGAAACAAGCUGCGGAGCCUGGACAGAGCCACCUUCCAGCCCCUGGGCAGCCUGCUGAGCCUCCAACUGGCAGGCAACCCUUGGGAGUGUGACUGCAACCUGAGGGACUUCAAGCACUGGAUGGAGUGGCUGCUGUACAGACGUCAGUGUUAUGUUGUGUAUUGCUUCAAGCUUACAGUGUUUCAUGUACAGUCAAGUCAGUUUGGCCUUUGUUCCAUGUCAUGUACUAGUCUGAUACUGUGUCAUGUAUGUUAUUGAUCUGUAAAUGAGCUUGAUUAUCUAUUGAUCUUGCUAGAGAUCCACUAGAUCCCUGUGUGUGUUUCAGACGGACAGGUGGAUGCUGUGAAGUGCAACCUACCGAAGGAGCUGAGGGGGCGGGACAUCCGCAGCAUCCCCAUAGAGAUGUU
Molecule: messenger RNA, 1058 nt
Organism: Oncorhynchus kisutch (coho salmon)
Lineage: Eukaryota; Metazoa; Chordata; Actinopteri; Salmoniformes; Salmonidae
Product: leucine-rich repeat and transmembrane domain-containing protein 2-like
Exons: 2
Coding region: 67-909 (280 amino acids)
Cellular component (GO): plasma membrane
Molecular function (GO): protein binding
Source: RefSeq, a predicted model, not a curated record